Dunckerocampus dactyliophorus (ringed pipefish) is the source of this 2247-nucleotide messenger RNA. RefSeq names its product ATPase Na+/K+ transporting subunit beta 2a (gene atp1b2a). Gene Ontology annotation, molecular function: ATPase activator activity. Gene Ontology annotation, cellular component: sodium:potassium-exchanging ATPase complex. Gene Ontology annotation, biological process: sodium ion export across plasma membrane; potassium ion import across plasma membrane; intracellular sodium ion homeostasis. The record is from RefSeq and is a predicted model, not a curated record. The transcript has 9 exons. The coding region runs from base 153 to 1046 and encodes 297 amino acids. Lineage: Eukaryota; Metazoa; Chordata; Actinopteri; Syngnathiformes; Syngnathidae.
GACAUCAUCCUGUCCUCAGUCUGUCUUCCUCUCACCGAGCAUCUUCUUCAUCAUCAUCGCCAUCAUCAUCGCCAUCUUCGUAGGCUGUCGCGCGCUGCUUUCCUCGUGCGUUUGUGCCGCGACGCACCCUCAUCAUCCUCAUCGUCUUCAUCAUGUCUGCCGCCAAACAGGAGGACCGCAAAGGCGCGAGUGAUUGGCGGGAAUUCUUCUGGAACCCGCGAACUCACGAAGUGUUGGGUCGAACCGCGUCCAGCUGGGGUCUGAUCCUCCUCUUCUACCUGGUUUUCUACCUGUUCCUGGCCGGGAUGUUUGCUCUCACCAUGUACAUCAUGCUGCUGACGCUGGAUGACUUCAAACCCACCUGGCAGGACCGCCUGGCGACCCCGGGGAUGAUGAUUCGUCCGAAGGGGGAUCAACUGGAGAUCACAUUCUCCCUGUCGGAUGAGCAAAGCUGGAAAGGUUUUGUGCAAAAUCUGGAUGGGUUUUUGUCUCCGUACAAUGACACCCAACAGGUUCAAAUGAACGAUGACUGCCCUCCAAAUCAAUACUUCAUCCAAGAGGACAGUGGAGAGGUGAGGAAUAAUCCAAAGCGUUCCUGUCAGUUUAAUAGGACAAUGUUGAAGGAGUGUUCUGGGGAUUCUGAUCGUUUCUAUGGUUACAGCCAAGGUCAGCCCUGUGUGCUCAUCAAACUUAACCGGGUGAUUGGAAUGCUCCCAGGAAAGGAUGGACAGUCUCCUUUUGUCACCUGUGGAGCCAAAUUGUAUAAAGUUGGAAAAGAUGAUUUGAGGGAGGACAGUGAUAAGAUAGGACCUCUGGCUUAUUUUCCUCCAAAUGGAACCUUCAACCUCAUGUACUAUCCUUAUUAUGGCAAGAAAGCUCAGGUGAACUACACUCAGCCGCUGGUAGCUGUAAAGUUCCUGAACGCCACUCUCAACACUGACAUAGACAUUGAGUGUAAAAUCAACUCCAACACUCUCGCCGCUGGCAGCGAGAGGGACAAAUUUGCUGGCCGAGUGUCCUUCAAACUACGAAUCAAUGACAAGUAGAGACACAAUUUGACCACACUGCACUCAUGACGUUGAUCACUUCAACUCUGUUCAUCGCUGCAACUCGUCUUUGUCGCCAUUCGUUAUCUGUUAUUGUGCUUGUUGAAACAUUUUUUAGUUUUUGGCAGCUUUGCCAUAAACAUGUUGACCAAUGACACGCCCUCACAGUUUAAUGUCACCCACCCAGCAGCCACCGCAAUCAAACACUUUAUUUAUUGAUUUGUGUAUUUAUUUAUUCAUGUAUUUAUUGAUUGAUUUGAUGUAUCAAACUGAGUCAAGCACUGUAGAGUGCACAGUCUUUUACAUAUCCUGGAAGCUCAGCUGACUGUUGCAUUGUUCAGUCCACAAAGUGAUGGUCUUGUGUUUUCUCAAGAAAUCUGGAUAUGUACAGUGGAACCUCGGUUUCAUACGCACCAGUUUUUGUAGGAUUCGGUUUUUGAUGAAAAUGAUUGCUAAAAAAAUGUCUCAAAUUUGAUACCCUGCCUGUUUUUGUAUGGCCAAAAGAGUGCGCCUAACAAACUAGUCCGUGGAAUCAAGUGCCAAAAUAAAGCAUCCACACGUUGGGGCGAAUGGAUAGUGGUUCUUUUAGAAUUGGGGCACUAUAGACAGAUUCCGGCCAGGGAAUCCUUUGUCUGAGUGUGGUUUAUUUGUUCAUAAAAUGCACAAAGAUCGAUGAACAACUCCUAUCUGUCUUCUUUCUUUCUCCUAAUAAUUAGUGCGCACCGUGCGUAUUACUGAGUGUUAGAGAACUCUGCUUUUUAAAGAAAGUACGGCUACAUUAUUUCUUAUGAGAAAAAGAGAUUCGGUUUUCAUAGGUUUAGUUUUUUGUCGCACCUUUUGAAACCGCUUCAUGAAGAAAACCGAGGUUCCACUGUACAAUGAUGGAAGCAGCUACGAUCACUCAGGUGUCACAACAGUACUUUUUUGUUUUGUUACAUUUUCCGCUUGUUACAUGUAUUGUUUUGUUGUCACAGAAGUGUUUCCAUGAAAUAAUUGAUCAGUGGUGUUAUUGUAAUUAGUUAAUUCACAAAGAGUGGAAUCGGUUAGUCUGAUUUUAGUGUUCUUGCCCAUGUGACACACACACACACACCUCACCUUUGUUAAUAUACAGCCAAUCAGAUGUUGUAUGAUGUCAUGUGACUUGAUUUCUCCUGGCUAUUACACACAUGACCACAUGAUUAAAAACACAAUGACUUUAUAA